AUGGGGCAUACACCACAGUAUAUCAGUAAAUUGCGCGGUCAUCGCAUUCUAAUCAUCGGAGGCACGUCCGGUAUAGGGCUUUGUGUCGCAGAAGCCGCUCUGGAGCAUGGAGCGAGUGUCACCGUCAGCGGCAGCACUGCGAGCAAGCUCCAUACCGCCCUACAACAUUUAAGCAAGAUCGAAAGCCCGCUCCAACAGACACCCCACGCUGGGGAACCAACAGUAUCUGGCAGCAUAUGCGACCUCAGCAAUCCAUCUUUACAAGAGUCGGCCCUCCUAUCAUUGCUAGACACAGCAACUGUGCAUGGGAGGCACAAGUUGGACCACGUCGUCUUCACAGCCGGUAAUAACAUCACAAUCUCACCACUCGAGCAUGUGACCCCGCAUGACUUCGAGCUGAUGCAGACUGUACGAGUCUUGGCUCCCGUCCUCCUGGCCAAAUUGGUUCCUGCCUACAUGUCCAAGUCGGCUCACAGCUCGGUGACGCUCACCGGCGGCACGCAAGCAAUGAAGCCCUCUCCGGGCUGGAGUGUCAUGGCGGGCAUCAUGUCGAGUAUCUCGGGUUUCACACUCGGCUUUGCCGUAGAUCUGCAGCCCAUCCGCGUAAACACUGUGUUUCCAGGGGCUGUCCACAGCACAGCGAGCAACAAAAUGGACCCGACACUACUGGAGGAGAGGCUCGAAGCUUUCCGGAGAACUACGCUGACGAACACGGUUGGGACCCCGGAGGAUGUGGCAGAAGCGUAUUUGUAUUGCAUGAAGAGCUCUUAUGCAAGUGGUACCACCAUCAUUGUCGACGGGGGAAGAUUGCUCAAGGGCUGA
Molecule: messenger RNA, 822 nt
Organism: Cercospora beticola
Lineage: Eukaryota; Fungi; Ascomycota; Dothideomycetes; Mycosphaerellales; Mycosphaerellaceae
Product: SDR family NAD(P)-dependent oxidoreductase
Molecular function (GO): oxidoreductase activity
Source: RefSeq, a predicted model, not a curated record